GGGGGGAGGAGGACUGAGGCAUCUCUUCGCAAACUCGCGGAAGAGAAGAAGAAGUCAUCGCCGUCGGCACACAGCGGACACACUCGCCGACUGCGUGCAUAUCGAUUUGAUACUUUCUCACGGUCGAUCGCGCGAGAAGGACAGCUCGUGCGCCAGAGCCAGCUUAUGUGCCGAGCACAUUAUUAUUAUUAUUAUCGUCAUCGUCGUAUAGUGCGGAGUGUGUUUAGUAUAUAGCUGUGUACGGCAGCUCGCUCAGUGCGGGAGGGAUCGGGCGAGAGAGCCGCGAAGGAAAAUUGCGUGCGUGCGCCAAGUGAGAGAGAGAGAGAGAGAGGAGGCGCGAGCUGCAGGAGCUGUACCUAUAGUAGUAGCCCCUACUCGCGAGGAAGAGAGAAGAGAAGAGAGUUCAGUCUCGCGCUCUCGCGAUUGUGUGUCCGUGUGUGUGUGUGUGUGUGCGGUCGUACAGCUACAUUGCUCGCGACUCUUCGCCACAGCAGCAGCAGCAGCAGCAGCACACGGCUUGGUCUUGGUCUCUCUCAGCGCGCUGCUAUACCUACACUCUACUACACUGUGGCCGAGGCGCGCGCUCUCGCUGCUACUGGCUGCGUGUGCUGCUAUACGCGAAGUGGAAAAGGUGCUGUAAUGGCUGCCGUAUCAUGAAAUGAAGGUACCCAUCCACCAGUUUUACAGCACGCGCACGAUGGAGGAGAACUCCGGCUCGAUCUCGUCGUCCUCGUCCGUCGGCUCGGCGCAGAACCAUAACGGCGGCGGCCAGCCCUUCGGCGGCGUCAACGUCUCCGCCGCGAACAAUAAGCAUCAGUCUGGCGGCGGCGAGAACGACGGCAGCGGCGCCGGACCCCAAGGCCAGGGUGGCCCUGCCAGCAAGGAGCAGAACCCCCAGUACACGAUGCCCGGGGUGCUGCACUUUCUCCAGCACGAGUGGGCCAGAUUCGAGCUCGAGCGUUCGCAGUGGGAGCUCGACAGGGCCGAGUUUCAGGCGAGAAUAGCCUUUCUUCAGGGCGAGAGGAAGGGACAGGAGAACCUCAAGACCGAUCUUGUGCGACGCAUCAAAAUGUUGGAGUAUGCACUCAAGCAAGAGAGGGCAAAAUACCACAAAUUAAAGUACGGUACGGACUUAGUUAUACAAGGGGAUGGUAAGCCGGCUUACGAUGAAGGUAGUACCUGCACUGGAACCGAGGGCGGUGGCGGAGAUGGCGAGGCGCCGUUCACGUCUGUCAGUAACAUUAGUUGGAGACAAGGUCGUCAGCUCUUAAGACAGUAUUUACAGGAAAUCGGCUACACCGACACAAUAAUCGACGUGCGAUCAAACAGGGUACGGUCCCUCCUCGGUUUAAACAAUAACACAGACUCAGAAGAUACAAAUACUCCAGCCCUCAACGGGAACGAAUCGCGCGUCGAAUCAAAUAAGCGCGCUAAUGAAUAUAAGAAUACAAAAUUUAAGAACACAUCACCCAGGAAGGAAGCGUACAAGCAACAACCGUCAUCAAUUGCCGAGGCUAUGAUUCUGGACACGGAAGCGGCCGUCAUGGCGAAUUUCGAAUUCCUUGCCCAUACGGAUAUUGACAUGGAAGAAGAAGAAAAUGACGGCGAAGAGGAAAUUUAUGACUCAAAGACAGACGCAAAACAGAAUAAACAGGCGUCUAUAUUGUUAAGCGAAGAUGUUGAUGCGGAAGCGGAAGAGGUUUUAAAUGAGUUAAAUCUAUUAACGGAAUCAGAAGAAUCUAUUAUUCACGUGGACAUGGAUACGAAUGAUUGGAACGCAGUGCGUAGAGGAAUGCAACCAGAUCCAAGACGUCCUUGCGAAGAAGGUGGAUCGUCAUUGGGCUUGGGGGAACUAGCACAAUUGACCGUAAACAAUGACGCUGAAGCGGCGUAUGAUAUGGCAGCAAAUAACGAAGAGCCAUUUAGAAAAUCUUGGAAUGCUAAGUACACACUGCGUUCACAUUUUGAUGGUGUCAGAGCUCUUGUCUUUCAUCCGACCGAUCCUGUUCUUAUAACUGCGAGCGAUGAUCAUACACUCAAAUUGUGGAAUCUUCAUAAGACUGUUCCUGCAAAAAAAUCAGCAUCGUUGGAUGUAGAACCUCUGUACACAUUUAGGUCGCAUACAGGACCAGUUUUGUGUUUAGCAAUGGAUAGCAAUGGCAGUCACUGUUUUAGCGGUGGACUAGACGGAAAAAUACACUGUUGGGCGCUUCCGUCGGCCAACAUAGAUCCUUACGAUUCGUAUGAUCCUAGUCUGCUUAAUCAAACGCUCACCGGUCACACAGAUGCAGUUUGGGGUUUAAGCAUGUGUCAUCCUCGUUCACAAUUGCUGUCCGUUAGUGCAGAUGGAACUGUCAAGCUCUGGAGCCCCGCGAGUAAAACGCGGCUUCUUAACACUUACACAUCCGAGCAAGACAGAAAUCCCACAUCAGUAGAUUUUAUACGAGACGAACCGCAUAAGCUGGUUGUCGCUUACGAAGAGGCAUGUGUAAUUUUUGACGCUGAGACCGGCUCAAUUGUAUCUAGAUUGGAAGGCGAUGAAACGCAAGGCGUUAAUCGGCUUGUAGCUCAUCCUAUACUGCCGUUGGUUGUAGCAGCCAAUGAGGACCGUCAUAUUCGUUUUUAUGAUCACCGUUCGGCUACCCUCGCACAUGCAAUGGUGGCGCAUUUGGACGCUGUUACUAGUCUUGCUGUAGAUCCUAAUGGUCUUUAUCUACUUUCUGGAAGUCAUGAUUGCAGUAUAAGGUUGUGGAAUAUGGACAACAAGACUUGUGUCCAGGAAAUAACAGCACAUCGUAAAAAGUUUGAUGAAAGUAUUUUAGACGUAGCAUUUCAUCCUUCGCGGCCAUUUAUCGCAAGUGCAGGCGCCGAUGCUCUCGCCAAAGUAUUCGUGUGAAUACCAAAAUCAGAUCGAAAUUUUCUGGUCUGAGUCAUUUAAUGGUUUUUGUACUCAUAUUUUUUGUAGAUUUACGUGUACGCAUUACACUUCCAAAUCCGUUUUAAAUUAAGAUAUUAUUAUUAAUAGAAGUAACUCUUUAGAAAAUACCUUAUUGAAUGUUCAGACACGCAGUAUAAGGUACGAUUAUUGUAUAAUUUUCAAAAUUAAAACUAUUUCAAGUUAAGUCUUUUUUGUUAAUAAAAAUCAUCACUUGUUGGUAGACAUUUAGUGUGAACGUGAAUUUGCACAUUAUACAUAUGAUCUGCCAUUCCUUGUAUAACAGCCGAAUCAACGACUUCGUGAUUUAGUCUUUUGUUGUCGAUUGAGUUAAUUAUUUAGUCAAGUUAUAUCACAUGCAUAAAAGUCUUAGUUGUGCCUUGAAUUAUUUUAUAAAUAACAGUACAAACUUUGAAUAUGCAAAUUUGCAAUUAGACACUUACAUUAUUUUUUUUUUAUAUUUGUAUUCGAAAUUCGUGUUAUUCACUGGCUGAUCGUAAUUCGUGUUUUUACACGACUGAUUAAAUACCAUAACAAAUAACAACUGAAUUAUUAAAAUUUAAAUGAAAACGAAGAUUUAGUCAUUUCUUUCAGGUGUUUAUUAGAAAGUUUUUUUUCUGUCCAGAAAUCAUAUACAUAUAUAUGUAGAUAUAUAUAUGUAUAUAAUUAUAUAUAAUAUAUAUAAUAGUUACUCCAUAUUAAAAUUAAAACACAUAUUUUAUAGAAGUAUUGAUUUUCAUGAUAAUUAAUAUUUUCUACAGUCUUUAGCAAAUACAAAAAUGUAAUUAAUUUACAGAAAUCGGUUUAAUAUAAUGUACAAUUUAAAAAAUUGACCAUACUUGAUGCAAAAAAUUAUAUUCGAUAACUGCCUCUGAAAAUUGUGAGAUAGUAAAGUAAAAGUCGAAUAAGACAAUAAAUGGAAGGCGUCAAAUUAAUAUAAAAAAA
Molecule: messenger RNA, 3880 nt
Organism: Nasonia vitripennis (jewel wasp)
Lineage: Eukaryota; Metazoa; Arthropoda; Insecta; Hymenoptera; Pteromalidae
Gene: Cka
Product: striatin-3
Exons: 11
Coding region: 659-2896 (745 amino acids)
Molecular function (GO): protein binding
Source: RefSeq, a predicted model, not a curated record